This is a messenger RNA of Fusarium coffeatum, 342 nucleotides long. RefSeq lists its product as uncharacterized. Gene Ontology annotation, cellular component: cytosol. Lineage: Eukaryota; Fungi; Ascomycota; Sordariomycetes; Hypocreales; Nectriaceae. Bases 1 to 342 code for a protein of 113 amino acids. The record is from RefSeq and is a predicted model, not a curated record. The transcript is spliced from 4 exons.
AUGGACUACGAAAGCAUUGCCACGCCAGAGUCGUGCUACGUCGACUUCUGUCUUCUUCCUCUCGGAACAGGAAGCGUCUCUGUUGCAGAGGAUAUCGCAGAAGUUCAAAAGGUUCUCAAGGCGAGUGGACUGAAGUAUACUCUUCACUCUGCUGGUACCACAGUCGAGGGCUCCUGGGAUGAGGUGAUGGCAGCCGUAGGAAAGGCUCAUGCCGUUGUGCACCGUCGCGGUGUCGUGAGGAUUCAGUCUUCUAUGAGAGUUGGUAGCCGAACGGAUAAGAAGCAGACUGCUGAGGAUAAGGUUAAGAGGGUGGAAAACAUUCUGGCUGGCGAGUCCAAAUAG